CUCAGGGGGCCUACAUUGACUAGGAGACGCAUGCUAAGCACCUCUCGAGCUCGCCUCGACGACAAGCAUCAAGCAUCCACUCAGCCUGGAUUUGGACCACGAUUGCGGCCGCUAUAUCGACGCGCCUUGCAAGCAUUCAUCGCGAAACGAUACUACGGCUACUCGCGAACGAAUAGCUGCAGCAACAGCAGCGAAAUAGACAGCUACAGAGCAGCAAUAACACCUAGGUGGGCACAGCUCUCACAGAGGACAGGACACGAAUCGCAUUACGAUGCCAAAACACCAAAUACUGCUCCUGGCGACGACAGCCACCGCGCUGCGCCUGGCGCCGCGCCGCACCGUCGUCCGCAUGGCCACCACCACCGAAGCCGAGACAAGGCCGAAGGUCGUAGUUGUGGGAGGCGGCUGGGGCGGCUUCGGCGCCGCAUUGGCUGCGGCAGAAAAUAACUGCGACGUCACUUUGAUUGAUGCGGGCGACCCGACGAGCGGCAUGACGACGGACAGCGGCAAGCCGUUCGAGCCCGGCAUGAGGGGCUUCUGGAAGGACUACCCGAACAUCAAUCAAUUAGGAGACGAGCUCGGUAUUGAGGGAGCGUACACGGACUUCACGGAGAGCAGUUUCUUCUCGCCCGAUGGUCUCGAAUGCACCGCUCCUGUGUUUAGUGGUAGUAGGGAACUACCUUCCCCACUCGGACAGGUCUUCGCGUCGUUCGACCGCUUCAAGAGGUUGCCUCUGAGAGAUAGAGCGUCGAUCGCGGGACUAUUGGCGGCGAUGCUCGACUUCAACAGAACGCCGGAAAUUUUUGACCUUUAUGAUCGGAUGACGGCGUACGAGCUCUUUCGGCGCGUCGGCGUCACGAAGCGACUCGUCGAUGAUUUUCUCAGGCCUACUUUGUUGGUGGGGUUGUUCAAGCCGCCCGAAGAACUGUCGGCAGCCGUCACGAUGGAGCUGUUGUACUUCUACGCCUUGGCGCACCAGACGUCCUUUGAUGUCCGAUGGCUCGCUCGUGGGACGGUCCAAACGACUUUGCUGAAGCCGCUAGCUGAUCGAUUAGUAGAGAUGGGUGUAAAAAUAAAACCGAGAACGUUCGUCACGCAACUCACGUACGAAAAUGAGCAAGUGACGUCCGUAAAAACGAGCGAGGGUUCGGUGGCCUGCGACGCCGUCGUGCUCGCUUUAGGUGCAGGGGGCAUGAAGCGCGUCCUAGCUUCUUCUACGGAGCUGUCGAAGGCAGCGCCGGACCUAGCAGCGUCGGCCUCAUUGAACGCUAUUGAUGUGGUCGCCGUGCGACUCUGGCUCGAUCGUACUGUCAAGACAGAUACACCAGUAGGCGUUUUUGCCAAGUUUCCGGAGCUACGCGGUGCUAGACCUGUGUGGAAAUCGACCAAGUCAUUUCUCGGCGACGACGCGGCCGUUCUGGUUCCGUCGAGCUGUCGCCACGCCAUCGAGGUGUCGCGUCGAUGGCGUGGAGGUCGACGCGAAACGCGCCGUAAAAUUUUGAUUUCCACACAGGCGCGGGCGGGACCUUCUUUAUGUUGGACCAGCUCCAGAAAGAUAAUUUGGAGGAGUUGUGGGGUGAUGAUGACGUGCAGGGUUCCGUGUUGAGUGCGGACUUUUACAAUUCGGGUGCGAUCGCGCCUCUUUCUGAUCAAGCGAUCGUCGAGCUCGAGAUGAAGUUACUCUCAGAGGCCUAUGCUGGGUUCAAGGACGCCAAAGUCGUCGAUAGCUGCGUCAAGCGCUACCAGGGCGCCGUGUCGUGGUUCUCGCCUGGCUCGUUCUCGAAGCGGCCGCCCCUCGCUACUUCGGUGAAGAACGUCUGCUGCGCGGGGGACUGGGUGCGCAUGGGGUCUCGAGAGCACGGCGCGAAGGGCUUGUGCCAGGAACGAGCUCUUGUUUCUGGAUACGAGGCGGCGAACGAAUUGGCUUCUCGCGGAGUCUUGAACGGGAACCGGCGCAUGAAGCAAAGGCUGGAGAUCCGCGACGACGAGCCGGCCUACACGAUGGGCGUGCGCGCGUCGUCCGUGAUCCAGGGGGCCCUCGAUCGACUGGGUGUUGGGUCUGUAUGGGUCCGCUAAGUUAGUUGUGUUUCUAUAAUGGUCUCGUCGAUGGCGUGCUGCGGCGAUGUCGUUCGGCGCUGCAGCCUCGACCGUAGGCAGGCAACCAGUAGCGCUAGUGUUACGGUGCUAGGACUAGUCGAGGCAAACAGCAAAGGCACGAAGGCACACAACUAAGCG
Messenger RNA from Pelagomonas calceolata, 2235 nucleotides. NCBI's taxonomy places the organism in Eukaryota, Pelagophyceae, Pelagomonadales, Pelagomonadaceae. The record is from the annotation of a GenBank genome assembly.